CCACCCAUACAGGAAGCUGGUUAGCUAGCCAGCUAGCUGUCAACAAAGGGCAAAACUAUACGAAAUCGGCAAAUCCAUGUGGAAGUCGGCGGUAUUGCCGACUCUGAGCUCCUUGUUCUGAAUUUCAUCUCACUGCGCCGCCAGCUGAAUCUUGAACAUGGCGACCACUGCUCAGCUGUUCGAGGAGCCCUUUGAUGCAGAUGAGUACAUUGAAAGGCUGGCAUGGAGGACACCUGGAGGAGGCUCCAAGGGAGGAGCUGAGGCGUUUGACCCCAAAAGGCUGUUGGAAGAAUUUGAGAACCACAUAGAAGAGCUGAAGCAACUGGAUGAGAAGAUCCAGCGGCGGGUGGAGAAGCUCGAGCAUCAGUGUCAUCGUGAGGCGAAGGAAUUUGCCCACAAAGUGCAAGACUUGCAGAGGAGCAACCAGGUGGCCUUUCAGCAUUUCCAGGAACUCGAUGAACACAUCAGCUAUGUAGCAACCAAGGUUUGUCACCUUGGCGAUCAGCUUGAGGGGGUGAAUACACCUCGGCAGAGGGCCGUGGAAGCUCAGCGACUGAUGACCUACUUCAACGAGUUCCUGGAUGGAGACCUACGCAGUGACGUCUUCAACAACCCAGAGAAGAUUAAGGAGGCUGCUGAUAUCAUUCAGAAGCUGCAUCUCAUUGCCCAGGAGCUGCCAUUCGACAGAUUUGCAGAUGUCAAGGCAAAAAUUGCAAGUAAGUACCAUGACCUGGAGCGGCAGUUAAUCCAGGAGUUCACUGCUGCCCAGCGCAGGGGUGAGAUUGGACGUAUGCGUGAGGUGGCAGCGGUUCUACUACAUUUCAAGGGCUACGCACACUGUGUGGACGUCUACAUCAAGCAGUGCCAGGAAGGGGCCUAUCUGAGGAAUGAUGUGUUCGAGGACACGGCGGUCCUCUGUCAGAGGGUCAACAAGCAGGUGGGAGAGGUCUUCAGCAGCCCAGAGACUGUUAUGGCCAAACUCAUCCAGAACAUCUUUGAAAACAAAUUACAGGCCCACGUGAGGGAAAAACUGGAUGAGACUCGACACUCUGAUGUUGAACAGUACCUCAAGAACCUCUAUGACCUUUACACCAGGACCACAGCAUUGGCCACCAAACUGACAGAGUUCAAUCUGGGUUCAGACAAGCACACUUUCCUGUCCAAGCUGAUAAAGAGCAUCUUCUCCUCAUAUCUGGAAAGCUACAUUGACAUGGAGAGGGAAUACCUUCGCACUCGAGGUGCCAUGAUUCUGCAGCGCUACUAUGACUCCAAGAAUCAUCAGAAACGCCCAAUAGGCACUGGCAGCAUCCAAGAACUGAAGGAGCGUAUCAGACAGGCCACCAAUCUCCCCCUUGGCCCUAUCAUUGACACCCAUGGGGAGACCUUCCUAUCCCCAGAGCUAGUUGUCAACCUGCUGCAGGAGACACGUCAUGCCUUUGAAAGAUGCAACAGGCUUUCAGAUCCUUCAGACCUGCCCAAGAAUGCCUUCUCAAUCUUCCUGCUGCUGGUUGACCAUCUUUGUGUGGAACACAUCGACUACGCCCUCGAGAUUGGCCUCUCAGCAAUUCCCUCAUCAGAUGCCAAGAAUGCCAACCUGUAUUUCCUGGAUGUGGUUCAACAGGCAAACUCUAUCUUCCACUUGUUUGACAAGCAGUUCAAUGACCAGCUCAUGCCUCUAAUAAGCUCGUCUCCAAAGUUGGCAGAGUGCCUGCACAAGAAGAAAGAGGUGAUUGAGCAGAUGGAAGUAAAACUGGACACAGGAAUCGACAAAACGAUAAACUGCAUGGUGGGUCAAAUGAAGCACAUCUUGGCAACAGAGCAGAAGAAGACUGACUUCAGGCCUGAGGACGAGAACAACGUCAUGAUCCAGUACACUACAGCCUGCUCCAAGGUAUGUGCCUACGUCAGUCGACAGGUGGAGCACGUGCGAAAGUCCAUGGAUGGGAAGAAUGUGGACACGGUGCUGACGGAGUUGGGCGUCCGUUUCCACCGGCUCAUCCACGAGCACCUACAGCAGUACAGUUACAGCUCAAUGGGAGGCAUGCUGGCCAUCUGCGACGUGGCUGAAUACCGACGAUGUGCCAAGGACUUCAGGGUCCCUCUGGUGCUGCAGCUCUUCGACACACUCCAUGCCCUCUGUAACCUCCUGGUCGUUGCCCCUGACAACCUAAAGCAGGUCUGCUCAGGUGAGCAGCUCACCAAUCUGGACCGAAACCUCCUGCACGCCUUUGUCCAGCUCAGGGUGGACUACCGUUCAGCCAGACUGGGCCGACACUUCAGUUAAUGACUGACUCAACACCUCGCUGCCCUCCGUCCAGUAACCCAAUGCUUUGAUAAAGAUGAUGCACCUUGGAGAUACCCUUCCCUGCUUCGGAGAAUAUGUUGGCCCGGCCCCAGCACAUAGACUUAACUGGGAACGCUUUGUGCAUCAUGGAGAUGAGGCCCGCUGCUUCUUGAAUUUGGGAAAUGUGCAUUUUAUUUUGAUUUCAUUUGUUUUUAAAUACUAAUACACGACCAAUCCACAUGGCUAAGAUUUCUGACAUAUAUAUAUAUAUAUAUAUAUAUAUAUAUAUAUAUAUAUAUA
This is a messenger RNA of Acanthopagrus latus (yellowfin seabream), 2584 nucleotides long. RefSeq names its product exocyst complex component 5 (gene exoc5). NCBI's taxonomy places the organism in Eukaryota, Metazoa, Chordata, Actinopteri, Spariformes, Sparidae. The record is from RefSeq and is a predicted model, not a curated record. Gene Ontology annotation, biological process: exocytosis; Golgi to plasma membrane transport. The transcript has 18 exons. Bases 158 to 2284 code for a protein of 708 amino acids. Gene Ontology annotation, cellular component: cytoplasm; exocyst.